Messenger RNA from Acaulospora morrowiae, 960 nucleotides. Lineage: Eukaryota; Fungi; Glomeromycota; Glomeromycetes; Diversisporales; Acaulosporaceae. The record is from the annotation of a GenBank genome assembly.
AUGGGCUGUGUAUCUUCUAAGAAUCUCGAUGACAACGAAGUCAGCAGCCGAGGUUUUAGUGUAAAAAGUAAGCCCGGCAGUGGUGGCUUCAAUAAUAAGAUAUCGGAGAAGGAUUCGAAAGGUUUUGUCGGAGAUACGUUGAAAUAUCCGAUGCCAGCAAAUGAGUAUGACGGCGAUAGAUUCGCAUUACAACAUUAUCUGUUUAGGUAUAUCUGGCAAAGUAACUUUUCUUCACCAAUCGAAGAAAAAUUGUCGACGGAUGGUACCAGGGUACUGGAUGUGGGCAUCGGCACAGGAUCAUGGGUACUCGAGAUGGCUAAAGAAUAUCCAAAUACUAAAUUCACGGGUGUCGACCAUCGAUCCUUGUUCAACAAGAACACGCCGUCAAACGUUGAUGUAAAACAUACCGACUCCAUCUUAAGUCUCCCAUUCGAUGAUAACACAUUUGAUUUUGUGUUCAUGAGAUUUUUGGCGCAAGAAAUAACCGAAGAAAAAUUCGAACAUAUACUUAUUCCCGAAUUAACCAGGGUGUUGAAGCCAGGUGGAUAUCUGGAAAUUAUGGAUUUGGAUGCUCAAUGCGGGAACGAAGGUCCAGCUGCCCAAACACUGAUGUCUGCAGUUCGAACGCACUACCAAUCAAAAGGCAUUAAUCCAAUCAUGACAUCCAAGCUUAAGCGGUUUAUGAGUUCUACCAAAAUGUUGGUUGACAUCAAUGUAGAAGAAGAAAUUCAUCCGCUCGGCUCCUGGGACGAAAAAAUUGGCGAGAUAGCGUUGACUGAUUGGCUGAUGGUCUUAAAUAAUCUUAAAAUGGGUAUCGCUCCAUUAUUAAAUAUUAAUGAGGAUGAAUACAGAGAUCUAUUGAGAUCAUUUAAAGAUGAGACCGAUAUCUUCCAAACUUACUGGGCCAGCACCAGAGUUUAUGGGAAAAAAACCUCAGCUCCUGAUAGUCAACCAUCAUAG